This is a messenger RNA of Protopolystoma xenopodis, 309 nucleotides long. The record is from the annotation of a GenBank genome assembly. NCBI's taxonomy places the organism in Eukaryota, Metazoa, Platyhelminthes, Monogenea, Polystomatidea, Polystomatidae.
GAGGCUGAUUUUUAUCGUGUCGUAUCUAGCUACGGGGUUGAUUAUCGUCGUUUGGAUGGUCUUGAUCUCAGCAGUGAUGAACUAACAAUGACUACUGCCUCAGGGACGCCUCUACCUUUGCCUCUGCCUUUGGGCCCGAGCUCAAAAGUUGUGGGUGAACAACCGGACGGCGAGUACAAUUGGAUUGCCUUUCGGCAAGCGGCAAACCUAAUGCGCAAAUCGGAUGCUGCUAUUACGAAUUACUUCCAUGCCUUCUAUCAAAUGUGUCAACGUGUCUGUCGCAAAACUUCCGCUAAGGGUACAGAUUGA